Molecule: messenger RNA, 1523 nt
Organism: Acaulospora morrowiae
Lineage: Eukaryota; Fungi; Glomeromycota; Glomeromycetes; Diversisporales; Acaulosporaceae
Source: the annotation of a GenBank genome assembly
AGAGUGGAACGUGGUGGAAGUGUUGCAAUAUUGGAAUUGGUGCCAUGUUGCACGAAGUAGGACACGCUUUAACUUGUCCGCAUUCUCCAUCAGGCAUUAUGAUGAGAGGGUUCAAUAACCUUAAUCGAACCUUUACGGUCGCAGAACCGAAUUAUAACUCACCUAUCACACCUGCAGAUGAGGAUGAUGCUCACUGGCAUAGAUGUGAUACUAUUCGGUUCCGUUAUCAUCCUUGUUUCCGUCUCCCUUCAGACAAAUCAAAAUCCAAAUCCAAAGAUUUGCAUCCUGACUUUUGGCCAUUGACGGACGCGGUGCUAAUUUGUUCUUACUCAGAAGUUUCGUUAAUCGAGGUUUACGUUAAUGAUAGAUUUCGGUACCAUGAAGAGUAUACUGAUGAUAGAUUGCAUAAUGGCGAUAUCGUGAUAAAAGUAUUGGACAUAAAAACCCGUUUAAAAUGGAAAUCUGGUGAACGUAUUAAAAUAAAAGUCAUAGCAAAAAACCAAACGGAAAAUGAGUUAGAGGAUGUCCAGUCAUUCCCAGAUGAACAACAAAUUAAUCUACCAAUUUAUGGAAGGGUUCUAAAAAGUUCAAAAUUAGGAAGGGGGGGAGGUCAAGAUUUUCAGGCUAUCUUUAGAAAAACGAACGAAUCACACACAUCCGAGUCUUAUCUGACAAAAAUAAUUAUCAGGUUCGGAAGUUAUAUUUCUUCAAUUACGUUCUUCUGGUCAGAUAAUACGGUCUUAACUUCGGGAGAGGGGGGAACAAAUGAAUAUAUUCUUGACUUGGAUAAAGAUGAAAAAGUUUUGGGAUUUAGCGUUAGGUCAGGAUGGUGGCUUGAUGCACUAAAGAUUAAGACUAACAAGAGGAGUAGUGGAUGGAUUGGUGGUAGAGGAGGUGGUUUGCAUCAUUUACAGGUGCCUAAAGGUCAUGAGAUUGUUGGAAUAUUUGGAAGUAGUACGAAAAAGGUUACAACAUCCUUUGGAAUUUUCUAUAAGAAAUUUACCGAUUUUACCGAAAAUCAAACGGAAAAUGAGUUAUAUGAUGUUCAGACAUCUCUGGAUAGACAACAAGUCAGUAUACCAAGUUACGGAAAAAUUAUGAAGGGUGCAAAACUAGGAAAAGGAGGUGGUCAAGAUUUUCAGGCAAUCUUUAGAAAACCGAAAGAGUCACACACACCCGAGUCGUAUCUAGUGAAAAUAAUUAUCAGGUCUGGGAGAUGGGUUGAUUCAAUUAAAUUCUUUUGGUCAGAUGAUACAGUCUCGACUUUUGGAAGUGGGGGACCAAAUGAAUACAUUCUUGCAUUGGAUAAAGAUGAAAAAAUUUUGGGAUUUAACGUUAGGUCAGGAUGGUGGCUUGACGCGCUAGAAAUUAAGACAAACAAGAGGAACAGCGGAAUGAUUGGUGGUAGUGGAGGUGAUUUUCAUCACUUACAGGUGCCUAAAGGUCACGAGUUGGUUGGAAUAUUUGGAAGUAAUGAGGACAACAGGAUUACAUCCUUUGGAAUUCUUUACAAGAAGUCUUGA